AUGGAUUGGAUCUUGAUCUUCUUCUUGUCGGCCUACUUUCACAGCAUUUGUGCCAGUGAUGAAUUCUUUCGUAAGAAUUGCUAAAAUAAUAGAAAUUGAUGCAAUCCAUUCAGUUUGUUUUAGUUUUUACAAUAUUCCGUACCCUAAGCCAUUUUUUAUUCAAAAAUUUGAUUGCAUAACGGAUUGCGCAAUAGUUUACGGGAAGGGAAAGGGAACUAGGUCGCGAGAUCGGAUUAUAUUUGUAAACCGUCAAGUUUAUAGAUUUUAUAUAAAUAUUGAGCACGGACAAACAUUUUUCCGUAUGAUUAAAGCAUAUAAGCAUCGCGGAAACUUUAUUUUCAAAUUUUCUGCCCGCCAUGAUUAAUAUUACAAUGGGUAACGGAUGCGAAGAAAAGUUCGCUGAGAAUAACAACGAUAGUGAGACUUGUAUUUCGAUGGAACUGGAAGAUGAUAUCAAAGAGGACUGUCGCUUCUGCAGGUCCCUCGAUUGCGAUCUCAUCUUCUCCUCCGUGAUCGUUUUAAUUGUAGCCGGAAUGUUGAUAUUUAUUUUUGGCUUCUGGCUACACGGCGUUAUCGAAUACACAGAGUAAGCGUUGCAUUCCUCGUCAUCAUAUAAUUCUUGACGUCUUAAAUAAUCCGAUUUUACGCCUGCUCCUUUACCAAAAAAUAUUUAUCUCAUCAAAUCUUUGGAUCCACUUUUAGCAUUUACUGAAUGUGAUCAUGUCUUCGAUAAUACGGUAAACAAGGGUCAUUUCUCGCUGCCUAUCUUACCCAAAGAACUGCGAAAUACGAAAACGAGCUCACCGAAAUUGCCAAAUAAUAUUCAGGUGAAUAAAUGUGGAUAGCGUCACUCUUUGUGCUGUCUGUCUUGUGUUUUUGCUUGUAAUUCAUUGCGUACAGUAUUACAAAUGCUCUAUUUCAGUGUGUCUACACGUUUGUCGCGGGAAAGGGCCAACGAGUGAAGCUGGAGUUCACUCAAUUCCAGUUAGAUGGGACUGUAGACAACUGUGAUUUAGAAUAUAUAGACAUCUACUCGGAGCUCACAUCUCCGACCCAAGAUCUCCUUACUGGUCCACUGGCCUCUCGUUAUUGUGGUACCGUUUCCCCCCAUGUCCGGGUCAGGUAAGAAUGAUCCAUAUAUCUCUAACCUGACCUAUUCCUGUAGUCUGAAUAAUGUAAUUGUACUGGUAUUUCAUUCACGGGUUGGUCGGAAAAGAACGGAAGCAUUUCAAUUGAAGGGGAAGUACACUUUCAUAAAUGAGACCAAGUUUAUUCCUGGGAGUCGGCUAGGCGAACAUCCUUGCGCUUUUCUCAUCGAACCCACCAAACAGUAAGUGGCUGAUGAAUAAAAAUAAUUAAUUUUGUAGACGACGGGGUCAGAUUCUUUCUCCAACAUAUCCUGGAACCUAUCCGAGCGUAUGUUCCUACCUUUGAGCAUACAAUUUAUCUUCAUAAUUGUAGAAUUUUCACUGUUCAUACCUCUUGAAAGGAAACUCUGGUGACAGAAUUCGAUUAUUUUUCCGUGACUUUGACAUAUAUUUUGGUGGAGAGCAUUGUCCAUACGACGCCUUGACCGUAUACGAUGGACAUAACAACAAAGCGCCCAUAAUCAGAAAGGUCUGCGGUCUACAGCAGCGGCUGGAGAUGUUUUCUUUUGGCUCCGAGCUAUUCUUGGAGUUCAACUCCACCGACCCCGCUAAAAAUGACCCCAGGGGAUAUCUUAUAGAAUAUGAAUUCUCGGACAAAUUCGUGGAUGUAAAGCAAUUAUUGUCCGGUCAGCGUGGGGUAUCCUACCUCACCGGCUCGGAGUGCGAUGUCCGAGUUCAAAGUAAUCGAGAAACUGUUCACUACAUCCAAAGCCCCAAUGUAAGCUUGUUCGCAGCCUUGUAUUGUAUUGCGUACGGGGAGCGACAAUUGGGGAAACUGAAAAAUAAUAUUAUUCUUCUUGCAUGUAAAUUUCGAACUCAGGAUAAUCGAUGGCGUUUAAUGCAAAAAUCAUAAUCAUUUUUUGAAACUUCUUUUCUUAAGUAGUACUAAAAUGCAGUAAGCUAUAAAAAACAGUUUUUCGAAUUUUGUGGAAAAAGUUCGUUUAGAAAAUUACUACUUUACCGUACUGCUUAAGAAAAAAUAACGGUCAGAAAAAAUGAACGUCAUUUUCGAAAUCGGACCUCCAAUUCGUGUAUUUGUGACAAAAAUUCGAACAAUUGCUGUUUUACAGUACCAAAAAAAGUAGGAAUCAAAAAAUGAUUAUAAUUUUUGAAACCAACGCCAUCGAUUGCUCUAAUUUCGACACAUUUACUCUAUACAAGAAAAAAAUAUUUUUCAAUUUCCCCAAUUGUCUUUUUUCCCGAUUGACGACGUUCCUUCAGAUUGUGUGUUAUGUUUGUCAUAAGACUAUUCUAGUAUCCUCACCCUUACCCACCAAACACAACGUGCACGUACAUUCUGGACGGUCUGCAAGGAGAUCAGAAUCUUGAAAAAGUGAUCCUCAAAUUUGAAUCAUUCGCUGUUCUCAAUGAUGUUCAAGGCUCGAGGUAAGCCUGUACACAUUUGCUAUAAACCCGCGUAUUACAAAAAGAGUCAUAAGACACAAAAAUUAUUUCAUAAGACUUAUUUUAUUGCCCAAUAAUGCAAGGGCUUGUAAGGUGGAAGUUUUUUUAUGGGCUACAAUUGUACAGAAAAUUCGGCCUGACUUGAUCUUCUGUCGAAUUUGCAGGGAGGUGUCAUUGGAAAACGGCGAUGAAUGCUGGGCAUUUGUGGGUGUUGCUGGUCAGGAGAGCACCAUUAAAUCCGUUAUGGCCAACAACGAAGAGUCUGUUUAUGACGCCACAUUAUGUCAUCGUAUCCCCGCCGGGAGUCCCAAACUUGGCCCGUAUUCCAGCCAAGGGCCGAGGAUGGUGUUAGUGUUUGGAAGCAUGAAUGAGGUCCCCCCAAAUGUCCCUUUGCCCUUAGGGUUUAAAGCCAGAGUUGAAUUCAAAACCGACUUUGGAGUACCCGGAAGUCCUAUGGGAGGCUCAAAUGAAUGUCUAUUCCAAUUCACCGAGAAGAGAGGGCAUUUCAACAGUCCAAGAUACCCAGCCAAUGUAAGUGCAUUCCAUUAAACCAGAAACGGUUUAGUAUCCUCUGGACACUACUUGUACCUAUAUCAUAAAAGGAGAGCCUGGCGAACAGGUCUUACUGUAUUUUGAACAAUUUGCAUUAUUCGAAGAGCCCUCCAAAGAAGAAUGCAAUGAUUGGCUGGAAGUUUAUGAUGUCUCACGAGAUGGGAAUGAGACGGAAACCUCUCAGUUACAAGGUUUGCCUACUCUCAGUUUCAUAAAAUUGUUGUAGCCAAGCAUUGCUGGACGGUAAUCCCGGGUCCCACAACUUCAAGUUUCGGUUUUCAUGAGAUGAAAGUGGUCUUCAAUUCGAAUCAAUACGGGACCGCCAAUGGAUUCAUGGCCUUAUAUGAGAUCAGAAAGGCGUUUGCUGAACAAGUUCCGGCGAAGGACGGGGCAGACAAAGAUCAUUGUGGAGGUCUUAUUCAGGCAGACAGCGACCACACCAGUGGCUGGAUAACUUCACCCGGAUUCGGAGCCAAAUAUACAAAGGACCUGAUAUGUGAUUGGGAAAUCAAAGUCAGGCCGGACCAUCAAGUGAGUUCAGUUUUUUGGACUUAUUACAACUGUUUUAGUAAAUGUAAUAAUAAUUAUUGAACAAUUCUUUUUUAUUAUUAUUAGUCAUUAGUUACACUGGUACCACUUAUUUGUUUCAUUUGGUAUAAUUUAUUGAUGUUGUUGUAGGCCCUCUUACAACUUACUCAAAUGGAUGUGGAGGGGGAAAUGACUGACACCAAGGUAUCUUGUAAAAACGCUGUCAUUAAAGUACAUCGCGAUUACCUCAACCGAACUGCGGAUAUAAAUAUUUGUGGUACCAAUCCUGCCGUGAUUUCCCCGAUCAUAUCGAUUGGAAAUAGCAUUCGUAUCAGGUAAAUACUUAUGACUAUCUAUUCUUUAUUAAGAACGACUUAGUUUUUGUGAGUUCUGGGAAGAACAAAGUUGGAGUUUAAAAAAAAAAUGUCCUUACAAUAUUAGGAAAUUUCAAUUUCCGACGUUUAUAUUGGCCCUGCAUACCGGAGCAAAGAAUUUAUAGUUUUUUUUUAGUUUUCUAACUUCCCCUGACAAAGUAAAUGGACUUAAUGGAUUUAACUUCACAUGGACAGAGAUUCGGAUGGUGAAGCGUAAGUUUCAUUUCUGUACCGUAAAAUAAAACUUGCGAAAAAGCUAAACAGCAUAUUCUAGAGGACGGCGAAUGUAGUGGCGAAGGCUUAUAUCUAUGCAGUUACACUCGGUACUGCAUUGCUUCUCGUUUAAGAUGUAAUGGAGACGACAACUGCGGGCAAAAUGAUGACACAGACGAAGCUCAUUGUAAGUUAAAUGUAUCUUUGUUAAUAAGGCUGAUAUCUAUCGUCACAAGCUUACCCGUUGAUGAUUAAGACUUUUAUUCUCUCAUUUAAAAAUAAUAUUUUUUGUGAACCCGUAAUCUUGAAUCCUUUAUUGCUUUUUAACCAUUCAAAUUUAACAUAAUACUUUGUUUGCAUUAACAAUACUUUGUGUUCUUUUUUCUGGCCAUUUACCUGCCUCCGGACACCAUUCUAACCAGGCUCGAGAGUGCCCACUAUCCUUCAUCUGGAUGCUGCUAAUAAUUCUCGGUUCUCAGCUGCCGUAACUGCUAAUCUCAUUUCAUUUGGUUGGGUAAUUUAAGUUUGUUUAGUUUAUACUUUUCCAUGAUUACGGUAAUACCUGGUCUUUAGGUAAUAUACUGGAAAAGGCGGCUGAUUCGCAGACAUUGUUGGUGGCUGCCAUCAUGUCCGGCUUCAUCUUCUUGUUCAUCUUCGGCUUUUUUUGUCUUUUGUUCAAGAAGAAAUUGGAGAAAAAAACGGAUCGGAACACGACUACGAUGGAUCCCAAGGAGAGUGAGAGGGUUAAAAAGGAGAGUCAGAUCCAAGCAAUCAUUGUGAAACAAAGACAGCGACAUCCCUUCCGCCAGCAACAGCCCAAGAUCUCGCGAGUGUCCAGAAAUGGCAGUGAUAAUGGGUAAGCAUUGCAUUGCCUUUAUUUUGCUCGUGUUUACUGUAAGUCUCAAUGGAAUAACAAUGUUAUGUUGCAGGAUGUUGCCAACGCCGGCCCUCAGCCGAAUUAGGAGACAUGACGAGAUGACCGAGCUCAUAAUUCCGCCGAAUCAGAUGGCUUUAAAUGAGCACACUUUCUAUGGGUAA
Molecule: messenger RNA, 5257 nt
Organism: Bursaphelenchus xylophilus (pine wood nematode)
Lineage: Eukaryota; Metazoa; Nematoda; Chromadorea; Rhabditida; Aphelenchoididae
Source: the annotation of a GenBank genome assembly